GAAAACAUGAGCGUGUGUCACACGGUGAAACCGUGAGAGUUGGCGGCUCUGUGACAGCCGGGUGCUGGAGAGGUCUGACGGUCCCGUUAACUACACUGACGUCACUAACAUGCGUCUCCCGUCGCAUCUGAUCUACGCAGUUAGUGGAAGUGGGGUCGUAUUCCCUAAACACCGCGUUGUCUUUGCUAACUCGUGGAUUCUCCUUCAGCCGGUGACGUUUCCCGCAGAGGGAAGGUUGUUAGACGCGAGACCGGUGAUCUUCCGGUUCCACCAUAAGGCGCGGACACGUCGCUUCUUCAGUCUCCAACGUCUUAAGGUCCAACAUGAAUCUUUGGGAAGCCCAAUCCGAGAUAAAGAAGCUGCUGAGCCACGUGAAGCCGAGUGACGUCCGUGGUCUGCUGACGUGGAUCCGGUGUUCAGACGAGUUCGACGACUUUCUGUCCAACAACCAGACGAAAGUUCUGAAGAACAUCUCUGAAGAUCUGAGAGGGAGUCUUCCUCCAGAUGCCAUGUUUUCCUCUGAGGUUACUGCUUAUAACAAGAUGCAGCAGUGCUCUCGCCCAACGAUCCACGUGGACAGUUUCCUGUAUGAUGAAGAUCAGGUGGACUUUCUGUGUGAGGACGGAACCAUGAGUCGGUCCUAUUGUCUUACCUGUGGAUCCCACAGAACCGCCCCUCUGGACUUCAUCUCUCACUCAUUCUCCAUAUCGGAACUUUGCUUCCUGUUCGAGAACGUUCUUCCAGACCUGAGCGGUCAGCUUGUGGUGGACGUGGGCUCCAGACUGGGAACGGUGCUGUACGGGGGUCAUGUGUUCAGUUCCGCCUCUCAGCUGAUUGGUUUAGAGAUCAAUGAGGAGUUUGUCAAACUUCAGAAUAACAUCCUGCAGAAAUACAAGAUGACCGACCGAAUACAGGUUCUGCACACGGAUGUUCUGCUACAGAAUGUUCUGCUGCAGAAGGCAGAUGUUCUCAUCCUGAACAACGUCUUUGAGUUCUUCAUGGAACCCAGUGAACAAGUCAGAGCGUGGAGGUUCGUCAUGGAGAACUUCAGGAAAAAAGGAUCUCUGCUGGUUUGUGUUCCUGGUCUGCAGGAAAGUCUGAACAGUCUGCAGGUAGACCUGCAGCUUGGCUGGGUGGAGGAACUUCCUGUGGACCACAAGGUUUACCUGGGCGGAGACAUGGACCAGGAUGCACUGACACAGAUCCACCUGUACAGGGUCAUGUGACCUGGACCAGACCUGCUGGUACCUCUGUUUCAAUCUACAAACAUUAAAAUAAAGUGUUUUCUUGUAUAUAGAACUAUUUCAUUCACAUUUAAAACAUUUCUGAUUAUAAAUGUGAUGUGAACAAACCCUUUGUUUUGUUUACAGGAAAUAAAUGAUGUAUUCUCUA
Molecule: messenger RNA, 1392 nt
Organism: Gasterosteus aculeatus aculeatus (three-spined stickleback)
Lineage: Eukaryota; Metazoa; Chordata; Actinopteri; Perciformes; Gasterosteidae
Molecular function (GO): methyltransferase activity
Source: RefSeq, a predicted model, not a curated record